Saprolegnia diclina VS20 is the source of this 577-nucleotide messenger RNA. RefSeq lists its product as hypothetical. The transcript has a single exon. NCBI's taxonomy places the organism in Eukaryota, Oomycota, Saprolegniomycetes, Saprolegniales, Saprolegniaceae. The record is from RefSeq and is a predicted model, not a curated record. The coding region runs from base 1 to 540 and encodes 179 amino acids.
AUGCGACUGCUUUUGCUCCUCGGGAGCCUCCUCGCCACCGUCGCCAUGGGAGACCAGCACGCGAGCUGCUACUACCCUACCACCCCAACCAUGACGCCGGCCCCGACGCCUGCCCCGACGCCGGCUCCGCUGACAGGGUGCGCGCUGUUCGCUUCGUAUGCCGGGAACAAUCCCGUGUCAUUGACUGCGGCCGAUGCCUCUGGCAUGUGGGCUUUGGACGGCACUGGACGCGGUGUCGUCGCGUCGACGCCUGCGAAGUUGUACGCAGUCGGCGUCAGCACCAACGCCUAUUUGAUAUCGGUUGUUGGACCGCACGUCGUGCUGCAAGUCGAGUCGGGCCAAAUCGUCGGCACGACUUGGGACCCGUCGUUCUCCCCACUGUUUGCGUGCGCGGACGUCGCUGGCGGUAGCACGAUCGCCCUCCGCAUCGACAACAACUAUGUGACGCAGUCCGGCGGCAAGCUCAUGCUCGAAGCGCUAGUGGGGGGGCAACCCUCAACGAGCCAGCAGUGGACCAUUGCUGCGAUGAGCUGGAACUGAUAACGUACUUACCAAUUGUCGGCGGCGUUCCUCGACG